Messenger RNA from Cyprinus carpio (common carp), 2458 nucleotides. Its product is annotated as splicing factor proline/glutamine-rich. Gene Ontology annotation, molecular function: RNA binding. The transcript is spliced from 12 exons. The coding region runs from base 170 to 1867 and encodes 565 amino acids. Gene Ontology annotation, cellular component: nucleus. Gene Ontology annotation, biological process: regulation of DNA-templated transcription. Lineage: Eukaryota; Metazoa; Chordata; Actinopteri; Cypriniformes; Cyprinidae. The record is from RefSeq and is a predicted model, not a curated record.
UCCUCCCAUUUCUAUGGUCUUCUCACGCAACCAACGGCCAUUUUACAAAGCAAGCCUCGGGAGUCCAGGUUACCAGCUCCACUGUAGUUUUUGAAUAUAGUCCGUUGUUUAACUCUAUCUAUUACUCUCGAAAUAUUUUAACGGUUUUCCCCAGUCUGCUUGUGUGAGAAUGUCUCGUGACCGGUCCCGUAACCGUGGAGGAUUCCAGCACCGAGGCCGCGGAGGAAUGGGGAUGCGCGGCGGCAUGGGAAACCCUAACUUUCGAAAUCAAAACCAGCAUCCUUAUCAAAACCGGGGAGCUCAUAUGGGUGGCGGGUUUAAGCCGAAUCAGGGAAACCAACCCAACCAGCCCUCUACGCCACAGAAGCCGCAAGAAUCCAAUCAGAACAAGCCAGCGGUCCAGUCACCUCCGGCGCAAGCCCCGGGCCUGACCCAGCAGAGCAACAACAAAGGCCCGUCGCCGCAGCCGACCGCCAGCCCCGUUCAGCCGAAGAUCCAGUCUCCACCGCCGCAGAAUACCGUGAAGAGCCCGGACCUCGCUUCCCCGCAGAACCAGCCCAGAAAGAACCAACCUAAAGUUGGGAUGGGAAAUGGCCAAAAACCGCCUGUUCCGGUGAUGAAAGCCCCAGAGCAGACACCUCCACCACCACCACAACAACAACCGAUCACCAAGAGCGAGGACAGCUCUCAGCCUCAGGAAUUGAGAGCAACGCUGUCUUUGCUGCGCAAGCCCGGCGAGAAAACCUACACUCAGCGUUGCCGUCUGUUCAUUGGGAACCUACCAAACGACAUCACUGAACCUGAAUUCAGGAAACUGUUCGCAAAGUAUGGGGAGCCCAGUGAGAUUUUCAUCAAUCAAAGCAAAGGUUUUGGAUUUAUCAGACUGGAAUCCCGUGCCUUGGCAGAGAUCGCAAAAGCUGAGCUGGAUGAUAUUCCAAUGAAAGGCAGACCACUUAGAGUUCGUUUUGCCACUCAUUCUGCUGCACUUUCUGUGCGAAACCUGUCUCCGUUUGUGUCCAAUGAGCUGCUGGAAGAAGCCUUCUCUCAGUUUGGAAUGGUGGAGAGGGCUGUAGUUAUCGUAGAUGACCGUGGCCGCUCAACAGGGAAGGGCAUUGUUGAGUUUUCUUCCAAGCCAGCUGCACGGAAGGCCCUUGAUCGGAUCAGUGAUGGAGUGUUCCUUCUCACAUCGGCACCCCGUCCGAUUGUGGUUGAAUUGUUAGAACAGUACGAUGAUGAGGAUGGUUUGCCAGAGAAACUUGCACAGAAGAACCCCAGUUAUCAGAAGGAGCGAGAGCAACCUCCUCGGUUUGCCCGUCCUGGCACCUUUGAGUUUGAAUACUCCCAGCGAUGGAAGUCUCUUGAUGAGAUGGAGAAACAACAGAGGCAACAAGUGGAGAAAAACAUCCGUGAGGCCCGUGAGAAGCUGGAAGGAGAGAUGGAAGAUGCCUAUCAUGAGCAUCAAGCAAACAUGCUCAGACAGGACCUUCUUAGACGUCAAGAGGAACUCCGUCGCAUGGAAGAGUUGCACAGUCAGGAAAUGCAGAAGCGUAAAGAGAUGCAGCUCAGGCAAGAAGAGGAACGCCGUAGAAGAGAGGAGGAGAUGAUGCGGCAGAGAGAAAUUGAAGAACAGAUGAGGCGCAAACGUGAGGAGUCUUACAGAAUGGGUGGCUUUAUGGAUAAUAGAGACCGGGAGAUGAGAAUGAAUUCUAGUGGAGGCCUGGGGUUGGCUGAUAUGCCGUUUGGGUCACCUAGCCAGAAGUUCCCAUUGACAGGAAUGAAUUUUGAAGGACACCAGGGAAUGGGGGGAACAACACCAGGGGGCAUGGCGCCCAACGAAAUGGGGCCUCGGGUGAUUGAAGGAGGUUAAGCAGCAUCAUAUACUUUGAAAUAUGGGUCAACCAAGGAACCUGUUCUCAGCAACUGAGCACUAUGAGCACUAAAUUUUCCUGUACUGUGGAUAAUAAUGUGCAGUCCUGUUGGAGUGUGACGUGACGUGGCAGCUUGGGAAAUCUUGAAUGCGGCACUGGAUGCAUCAUGAUUAUAUCCAAUUUUUAAAUAAACUACAUAAAGAUCCCUAUGUCUGGUUUUGGGAAAAAAAAUUGAGAUGAAACCAUUGCAUUUUACCUUGAACUGCAGAACCUUGAUCAUGUAGCUGACUUUGUUUUAGAGUUGCUAAAUAAUAAUUUAAUAGUUUGGAUUAGCACAGUAUUUUAAUGUCUAUUCAUUAAACUUACUGGCAAAAUUUAGAGAGGCAAAAGACACUGGCUGUUUAAGAGUUUGUCCUGUAGGUCUACAAAUGCAGACAGACCUCUGUAACCCAGUAGCACCCAGGCUGCUGUCCAGUAUCAAUUAAGGUCAAGGUGCUAUGUUUCUCUUGUUUUAUCACUGUUGUGUCCUAUUGGCUGACAGCUACUUCUGGAAAUCGUUCAAAAAGGAAAAUAAACCUGCAGUCUGAGAA